Dendroctonus ponderosae (mountain pine beetle) is the source of this 1146-nucleotide messenger RNA. RefSeq names its product mesencephalic astrocyte-derived neurotrophic factor homolog (gene Manf). The record is from RefSeq and is a predicted model, not a curated record. The transcript has 3 exons. NCBI's taxonomy places the organism in Eukaryota, Metazoa, Arthropoda, Insecta, Coleoptera, Curculionidae. Gene Ontology annotation, cellular component: endoplasmic reticulum. Gene Ontology annotation, biological process: neuron projection development; dopaminergic neuron differentiation. The coding region runs from base 309 to 815 and encodes 168 amino acids.
GGUGUCCUAGGCAACUUUAUAUACAGCAAUUUUAUCCCAUUGAAUCAACGUGGACCAAUGAAAUAUCGCCAACAGUGACAGUCAAAUUCAGUGAACAGUUCAACAGAAAAACUCUUAUUUUCAUUGAUUGCAACAGUUGUUUAAUGUGCAAGUAAAUACGGUGCAAGCUUUUAAUAAUUUUGAAGUAACAUAACUAUAAAUUAUAUUGGAAGUCCAUUCAAUUCUCGUAUUAAAGAAAGUUUCCCGUUCUAACCUAAAACCAGUAAAUUUGUACUCUUUGGGGGUGAUUUUUGGAAAUAUCAAAGGAAAUGGAGCUGCCCCUAGUCAUUUUAGUUGCGCUCUCCCUUAUCCUCUCUUCACAGGCCCUGAAACCGGGAGAAUGUGAAGUGUGUAUCAAGGUAUUGGAUAGAUUUAGAAGCAAUUUAUCCGAAGAUACUCUUAAAGACUUUAAGAAGAUAGAAAAAGAAUUCAAAGGAUACUGCAAGGAUCUCAAGAACAAGGAAAAUAGAUUUUGUUACUAUCUUGGAGGCUUAGAAGAAUCUGCCACUGGUAUAUUGGGUGAAAUGUCCAAGCCAAUGACGUGGUCUUUACCAUCAGAUAAAAUCUGCGAAAAGCUAAAGAAAAAAGAUGCCCAAAUCUGUGAGCUCCGAUAUGAUGUACAAAUCGACCUUAAGACAGUCGAUCUUAAAAAAUUGAAAGUGAGGGACUUGAAAAAAAUCCUCAAUGAUUGGGGUGAGGAAUGUUCAGGCUGCAUUGAAAAAAGUGAAUACUUGAAAAGGAUAGAGGAACUGAAACCAGUUCAUACUGAAUUAUAAUGUGAUUAGCUCUUUAUUUAGGACCUUUGUUGAUUAACUCAAGAAUAGCAGCGUAUGUAAUUGUCGAUUGUCUAGCUGUACUUGGUUUUUAUUACCUUUUAAUUUACACUUACACUACUAUAUUGAAUAUGGUGCGAUUUAUAUAGUUGAAGUUACAGCAAAUUGAAGUGAAUUAAAUUUUAGCAAUAUGCAAUCACAAUUUUCAAUUGUUCCUUUGUCACAUUAAAGUAAUAGCUGAAUGAGUAAUUUUUUACUUUAUAGGUAAAUUAUUUUUCGUUUCUAAGAAAGUAUUUAUAUUUGUAAUAAAUAUUGUGUUGUUAUAUCAAGGAAA